UUGAGACAUCUGUUCCCAGCCGAGAGGCGAGAAGCCGCAUGAUUCCAGUUAUUCGGCACAAACGAACAGUCGCUGGCCGCUACACGGCGUCGAGCGAUAGCAAAGGCUUAAUAUUAUUAAAUUGUGUUAUUUUUAGGGGUAGUUUGACGCAGUGUUUCUCCGCAUGAUGAGCGCCUUGUCGCUGCUGUUUUUGGCCGUGUCGGCCGCCUGUGUCCUGGCCGAGUCUACUGUCUAUUUCCGAGAGCAAUUUGAAGACGGGGAUGUCUGGAAGAGCCGCUGGGAGGAAUCGAAGCAUAAGACCGACUAUGGCAAGUUUGUCCUGACUGCGGGCAAAUUCUACGGUGAUGCUGAGAAGGACAAAGGUUUGCAGACGAGCCAGGAUGCCCGCUUCUAUGCACUGUCAGCUCGCUUCGACGAUUUCAGCAACAAGGGCGAGCCCCUCGUCGUCCAGUUCACCAUCAAACACGAGCAAAGUAUCGACUGCGGCGGCGGCUAUGUGAAAGUGUUCCCCUCGGACCUCAAGCAGGACGACAUGCAUGGGGACUCGGUCUACAACAUCAUGUUUGGUCCUGAUAUUUGCGGGCCCGGCACAAAGAAAGUUCACGUGAUCUUCAACUACAAGGGCAAGAACCAUUUGAUUAACAAAGACAUCAGAUGCAAGGAUGACGAAUUCACUCACUUGUACACGCUGAUCGCCAACCCUGACAACACGUAUGUGGUGAAGAUCGACAACAAAAACGUGGAGUCCGGCAGCCUGGAGGACGACUGGGACUUCCUGCCUCCCAAGAAGAUUAAGGACCCCGAAGCCAAGAAGCCAGAGGACUGGGAUGACCGGGAGAAGAUUCCUGACCCCGAAGAUACCAAACCGGAGGACUGGGACAAGGCCGAGAACAUUCCUGACCCCGACGCCAAGAAGCCAGACGACUGGGAUGAUGAGAUGGACGGAGAGUGGGAGCCUCCUAUGAUCGCUAACCCUGAAUACAAGGGCGAGUGGCAGCCCAAAGAAAUCAGCAACCCCGCCUACAAGGGCAAGUGGAUCCACCCCGAGAUUGACAACCCGGAGUACACCGCCGAUUCCGAGAUCUACAAAUACGACAGCAUUGGCGUUAUUGGACUGGACCUGUGGCAGGUCAGGUCUGGCACCAUCUUUGACAACUUCCUGAUUACCAAUGACCCAAAACUGGCGGAGGAAGUUGGAAACAACACAUGGGGCAAAACCAAGGACGCCGAGAAGAAGAUGAAGGAAAGCCAAGACGAGGAGGAGCGGAAGAUGCGCGGGGAAGAAGACAAGCAGAGGAGAGAUGAGGCAAAGGAUGAUGAGGAAGAGGAGGAAGAAAAGGAUGAUGAGGAGGAAGAUGGCGAAGAGGAGGAGGAGGAGGAUGAUGAUGAGGAAGAGGAAGAUGACACCGAGUCCCCCAUGAAGGAUGAGUUAUAAACAGUUCAAAGGCAAGGAGCAGUUAAAGAGCAGACUGUUGAUGAACCACAGAAGACUAUGGGAGGAGUUUUGUUUGUUUACAAGGACCUUAAAGGGUUAAAAAUAUUAUUAAAAUACGAUACCAUCCUAAAAAUAAUCGACAAUAGAUAAUAUCGUGGUGAUUAUAAUAUAAUUAGAAAUGAAGAUGUCGCAGUGAAUGUCCACACUAGAAAACCACAUUUGUAUUGUUUUUAUUUUUAUUUGCAGUUUAUACUAUACAGAAAUGUGUAAGUAGGCAAAGGAGUGAUUUGUUUUGCCAAAAUCUGGGUUGUUAAGAAAUGUUGACAGAUGACAAAUCUACUUUCGUUUUUGAAACUGUUUGUGUUACCUCGUGUUUUGUCUUGUAAUGCUGUCUUUUAAUUAUUAUUGUGUCCCACAUUUCAAGCGCCCAUUCUAAUGAUUGCAUCAAACAAGGGAAGAUAUGACCUCAAAAGUCUGAAAUGUUCCACUUUGGAUGAAACUUGUGAGGAAAUCCCUUUUGUACGUUUGCAGUUAUUACUAGUUGUGCACAUAAGACUGUAGUUUCUAAAAUAGUUGACUGAAGCACUCCAGUAGCAAGAAAGCUUCUGUUCAUUUUAGGUUUGAUCAUCCCUUGGUUUGUAUGCAGUCAACUGUACUCAUCUCAGAUGCCCACAGAGGCUGAGCGUUGAUCCUUUUUGUAAAAGAGAUUUUGUAUUAAUACUGCUGGUAAUUUAAGUGAGAGGGUUUGUCGUUACAGUGCAAAAGAAAAAAAGGCGUUCUGUUCAAUAAAAACAACCACAAGAAAAUGA
Molecule: messenger RNA, 2244 nt
Organism: Phycodurus eques (leafy seadragon)
Lineage: Eukaryota; Metazoa; Chordata; Actinopteri; Syngnathiformes; Syngnathidae
Gene: calr
Product: calreticulin
Exons: 9
Coding region: 164-1435 (423 amino acids)
Biological process (GO): protein folding
Cellular component (GO): endoplasmic reticulum; endoplasmic reticulum membrane
Molecular function (GO): calcium ion binding
Source: RefSeq, a predicted model, not a curated record